CUUCAUCGGGUCCUGCCAUCCUCCUCUUCCUCCGCCAUGGCGCUGCUCCUCUGAGUGAUCUCUGCGCCUCUCGCCCCCUCCCGGUAUUGCUCUGCUCUGGCACUGCCAACCCGCGAUGGCAUCUCCCGUGCUAUUUACUGAACUGACUGAUUCCGAAGUUCGAAGCUCCCCCCCCCAAAUGCGACGGGCUGCUGACUGAGAUAUGAUCUCUUUCGCCUGUAUUACUGACUGGAAAUGAAUCCGCCUGCUGCCGCGCAAGCUUCCCUGGCGACAUCUAAGAACGACGACAGGUAAAUCAUGGAGUUCCCCGGGGGGUCCAUCACCAACAUACGCGUCAUUGAUGGUUUCUCCCACAUCUACUGGAGAAUCUACACUGAGGAGCCCAAUAUCGCCAAUAAUCCCGGCGAGCCUCCGGCGAAUGGCUACACCAUCCUUAAACAUCUCAGCCGCCUCAAAGACCUCGAGCUCCAACUGAGAGACCGCGACUGCUUGGUAUCAAGUUACCCUCGCCGGCUCUGCUUAUGGCUCUUCUCCGCCACCCCUGGCUUUGAGAGCCUCACUUCCUUCCCCCCCACAGAAGGUAAAGACGAAUCGAACAGGAUUGCCAUCGGCUCGGCAACCUUGAAAGUUUCCUCCUCCGGGAGCGUCUCUUCUUCGGAUUUGGUCAAAAACCUUUCGACGGAGCCCCAAAAUACGUCGAGCUCCACCGGUCCUCAAAGGCCGAACGCUCUUACGCCCUACGCCACGAUUUAUGCAUCAUUUAUUUCUGCUAUCAGUGGAGCAGUCAGUCUUCAGCUGAUCCGCCAGCGCAAUGCGAUUCCCCUUGGGUCGCGCACUCUCUUUACCGCGGUCGAAAGAGAUUCUUACGAGAACUCCAGGGUUGUCAAGAACGACCCUAUUUCGGCCCCAAGUCUCACUACGCUUCAAAUCCAGCUGACGUCUGUUGGAAAGCUGACAGUGGCUUUGCAGACCGUGUCGCAAGCUGGCCUUAUGCGAUUACGCACACCUGACGAUGAUCCUGCACGUGUCCAUGAGACUCCGCCCGGCACCGACCUCUGGCUAUCUCCCAGUGGGUCCAUCGCCAGACUAGUGACGACCAAUCCGCCCCGAACGAACGCCCCUUCGCCGUAUCCUCCUAGUGCUGGCAGUCUAGGGAAUGAAAAGCCGGGCGUGACGAACCGCAAACAGUGGAAGGUCAAUGUGCUAUGGUGGCUGGCCAAUUUCGGUCUUCCAGUGGAUGACAUUGAGGAGGACGCCUGGGUGGAGGUUGAAGUUUGGGAGCCGUUUUACUCUAGACUUGCUGGGGAGGUAUUACGGCCAAACGAUGAAGGCUCGUCCACGCUUCCGCUAAAGCGGAUCCUUUGGCCGGCUAAUUACUGCUUCAAGAGGACAAAGUCAGCAUCUUCAGAUUCCUUUGGUCAAAUGGAAAGCGUCUGUCCUGUUGUGGGUGACCCUCUAGACUUUGCGGAGAAAUGGCGCGUAACAGAAAAGCCCAACUUUACCAAUGCGAGCCCUAAGCCUCCGUCUGUCCAUCCAGAACCGCCGGCCAGUGAUCAAGACGCAGCAUCGCCCGACAUCAUUAGCUUGUCGGAAGGCUUUGACAGCCUUUCGCGAGCCUCACAGUACCCCGAGCUUCAGACCGCUAGUCUUGUAUAUCCAACGCCGCCUGACGGGGCCGCUACAGCAGGGUUGGUCCCUACCCUGUCCUCCGAUGCUUUUGCGGAAGACCUUGACCACGGCUCAACCUUCAUGCAGCCGAGCAGGCAAGCCCAUUACGCCCAGCCACCCGGUAAAGAUCGGGUGGAGAAUGGUUUAGAGAUGGACUUUGGCCCAUCGGCGGGGCUUAUGGUGGGAUCCGGUCUAUACGACACCAACGAAGAUGACGAUUUGUUCGGGGACAUCAACGAAAGGGACUUUGGGUCGAAAGGAAUCACCGACGCGGAUUUCAGCUUCUUCGACGACCCGGACUUUGAUCAUGGAGGCAGAGUUGACCAGGCAGAUCCCGUCCACGAGACGCCUGCUUUCAUGGAUACAGAUGAACCCUGCAUGCCACCUGCUGUCACAGAUCCAACUUCACCGGACCAGACCCCGGCGUUGCACAUUGAUUUUCCCCGACUGAGUCCGAUAAACGAAACACCGGAAGUCCAACCCGAAACGACUGCCCCCGAUCAUAGGGCAUCACCGCCUCCUGGCGAUGAUAAUGUUGUGGCAAUAAGUCCCCCGUUGAGCCCUGUCGAAGUCAAGAAGAUCCUUUUCCCGGAGCCGCAAGUGGGAAGUCAGUCUAUGAAGAUGCCGGGCUAUUACAACGCGGUUGCUUUCAAGCACAACAUGUCCAUUUGGGACCAAAAGUAUCGAGCAGAUGGAAAAUUUGGUUUCACUGUUCGGGGAAUGGAUGCGCCUAAAAUUGCAAAUGCUGCAACGGGGGACAUUCCAACCAUCGGGCUUCCGCGCCGCAGUGGAAAGAUCAAGACUGGAGGCGUAUUAAGGGAACCGGAUGGCCACCAGAGUCCUACCAGCGGCGCAGUGGAACAACUGUCGUCAGACUCGGAAUCGAGCAGUUCUGCGAGCGGCGAGAGCGAUGAGAGCGACUCUGAGGUUGGCUUUUCACCCGCCACCUUUUCCACGCGGAAAAGAAAACGCACCCGCUCUAACUCGGGCACUUCACUGGCCUUGUCGCAAGAAAAGGCCCCCUUGGGGGCUGACCAAGACACCCCUACCCAUAGGCCAGAAGACUCGGUUUUCCUAGGAAACUUCCUGUCUACCUUCUCCGACUGGUCCAUGGCGGGCUUCUUUUCACUGGCGCAAAACCAAGUCUCCCCCGUCCUUCUUCGCAGGGACAUCCAAGUCCAGAUUGCCCAGCUCUUGGUCGACCAAAUCACGCAAUCUUCCUUGGACCACAAGUUUGACGACACACUUGGGCUGUCCGACUGUGAUGAUGAGGCAUAUACUGUUCAGCCCCCUCUAGGUGAUCCGACGUCUGUGGACCGCAUGGAUAGGUUGGACCUGAACGGUUUUAUAUCACUCCAGGACGCCAAUUUGAUUCCGCCUCCUACAUCGAACGGUGCCAACGCACGCCAGUCCUCUCAACGUAGGGAUACCAGCAAAGGCACGAUACUGAAGAUUCCUCCACCGCACUUACGUGUACGCCGCGGUAAGGAUUUCUUGGAGACACUGCCUCCGGCAAUCUCCUUUUGGGAGACAUUCGGGCUAGAGCCCGCUCACGGUCAAAAGGAUAUAUUCGCCUAUUGCAUUCAUCCCCAGUUCGCCGCAGAAGCGGCCGAUGCAUUCUUGGAGCGCCUUGGCUUGGUAUACUCGGGCUGCAAUCUGGGAACACAUAGCCGAGGUGAUAGGUCGAAUUUCUUUGAUCGUGGGCUGGGCUCGUGGGACGUCAGCCUAUCAGCGGAAUCGCGCUAUUCUGAGGUCAUGAAAUCUUUGAAGGCCAUCUGUGAAGAGCUUGGUACCGCCUUUCUGAGAAGCCCGUCGAGCAAAGAUAGCAAUCUCGUGAUCUAUAUAAUAAACCCUUUCACUCACGCUGCAGCAUCGGUCGAUAUCUGCUCCGCGUUCUGGUUCUUAUUCCAGAAGUACGUGGCCGAUGCUGACAGGCAACAGGCGCAGCAACUUAAUGAGCUAGUGCUGCAAAUCCUUCCCAUUGAUUUCAUCAUGUCCGCAGAAUCUCUAGUUGUACCUCCACAGGCAGAGUAUCUGAACCUGGCGCUCGAGGUGUACAGCCGAUGCCCGCCUAAAUCGUCUCAGCCAAGCCUUGUAAACUGCGCACCUCCGGUUCUUCUUGCGGAACACCUUCCAAAGGCGAUUGGUUUCAGGUUAUCCUCGGAGGGAUCCUCUCCGCUGCAGGAGGGCAGAUGCCUUCACGUCGCAUGCUCCAGAAGCCUAGAUCAACGUUGGAUAAGUGUAGCCUGGUCGGACAGCACUGGAGCACUUCAACGAAACAUGUCUUACUGUCUACGCUUCCGAAACUCACUCGCGACCAGGACUCUCCUAGAGGUGCGGGGUGAGAUUUGGAAGGCAACGAAGGAUAUCAUGGAGAGAAUCCAGGCGCGGUGGAGGGUCAUCAUUGUAAACACGGACCCUGUGGAUCAGGAGGAGGUUGACACGUGGUCGACUUUCGCCGACCAGUAUGGUAAAGCCAAGUCAACAACGGUAGAUCUGGUGGUAUUGAGUGUCAACACUAGUCCCGACCUCCUCCUCGAGCCUCCAUUCCUACCCAUUCCGACGAACCUUUUCAAUGGCCAUCCUUCCUCCACCCCCGUCGCCACUCCAAACCUCGCUGCCAGCAUAUCCUCACCAGAUCAGUUAGGCAAUGCACCCACCCCUCCCGGCGGGGGAGGAGCAGCCGCAGGCGCCUCCACGCCAACAGACGCUCUCCCGGAGGUCGAGUCAGAAUCUCAACUCACGGACAUAUGCGAUGAGACUUGGGGGGUUGUGUUAUCGCAUCGCUUAAACAGCUCGCUCCACCAGACAGAGUAUCGCCCCGCAUUGGCCAGCGGGUAUCUACUUCGCCGGAAGGGCUCUACCGACGGAGACGGGCUGUACACCAUGAACAUCAACAUCAUAUAUACGCGUCGUCCACCAUCAUCUUACGAUACACUCCUGCGGGAGAUCUUGGGAAUGCAUCGCGACCUGGCGACUCUGGCUCGGGCCAGAGGUACCCGCACUGUGCAGAAUGGCACACUCCCUUGGCAUAUUGCGACUGCAGCGAAAGCCCAGACCAUGCUGAGCUAUGUCCUGUGAUUAUUUUUCUUGGGUUUCCUUUUUUUUUUGGUUGUGUCUAUUUCCAUUAUACCAAGUUACUUACGGUUUUGGGUGAUAAUGUGGCGUUUUGGGCAUAUGAGCCAGCUUUCUCAUCCUCCACUUGUUGUUUUUCUUUGGAUAACGAUAAUUCUGUCUUGGCUCCUCCUGUCUCUGUUCUUUUCCGUGUAUAGUUGGUUGUUUUUGUUGUUGGAUGCAGAAUAGGAUAGGAUAUACCACUGUGCAAGUUUGCUUUGGACUGGACUGAACUGGACUUGUUUUGGAUUGGGUGGAAAUUGUCAAGGCACGGUAUCGGGUUUGGGAUAGAGGCUUUACAUAGCUAUGUGUUUGUGUGAUAGCGCAUAUGUAUGCUUCUUGGUCUUGAUUGGGUUUUGUA
This is a messenger RNA of Aspergillus heteromorphus CBS 117.55, 5143 nucleotides long. RefSeq lists its product as uncharacterized. Gene Ontology annotation, cellular component: mediator complex. Lineage: Eukaryota; Fungi; Ascomycota; Eurotiomycetes; Eurotiales; Aspergillaceae. Gene Ontology annotation, biological process: regulation of transcription by RNA polymerase II. Gene Ontology annotation, molecular function: transcription coregulator activity. The record is from RefSeq and is a predicted model, not a curated record. The transcript is spliced from 5 exons. The coding region runs from base 298 to 4749 and encodes 1483 amino acids.